Molecule: messenger RNA, 1389 nt
Organism: Phaeodactylum tricornutum CCAP 1055/1
Lineage: Eukaryota; Bacillariophyta; Bacillariophyceae; Surirellales; Neidiaceae
Exons: 2
Coding region: 76-1389 (437 amino acids)
Molecular function (GO): oxidoreductase activity
Source: RefSeq, a predicted model, not a curated record
AAAAUACAGGACUCGACGAGGUGCUGAUUCUUCGACCAUCUAGCUGAAUCGUUGUGCGAAUCGGCAUUAUAUAUAAUGGCAUCAAACGAUGACGUAUACGAUCUUGUCGUUGUAGGUGGAGGCAUCGUCGGGCUUGCGAUCCUCCGCGCGGCUACUUUAGAAGGCUGGCGUUGUGCGUUGAUCGAGCGCGAAUCCGAUCUGUUGUCAUGGGCUAGUGGUUCAAAUUCUGGAAUUAUCUGUACGGGCGUGGAUGCUACUCCGGGAACGCUCGAACGAGCUUUGAUUCGAGAUUCCAUCUCCAGGAUCCGACUGUUCUGUGCAGAGAUGAAUGUUCCUAACCGACCAUGCGGUUCCUUGGUUUGUCACUGGCCUUGGGACAUGGAAGAUCGCCUCCAAAAAGUUCUUUUAGAAUCUCACGAAGCUGGUGACACGCAUGCGUGUUACCUCUCCGCCGACCAGGUAAAACGAAUGGAGCCAAACCUCAACCCGGAUUGUCUCGGCGCCAUACACAUUCCCGGGGAAAUUGUAGUGGAUCCAUGGCUGUUUUCCAUUGCUUUCGCCAGUCACGCCAGAGAGAACGGAGCCUCGAUUUUCACAAACUUUUGUUUUGACGCGGAAAGCUCUCAAUACAACGAUGGCGUGUGGACUAUUUGCCGAGUUAGAGAAAGCAUCGAUGCUACUAGGAACGUGCCCGACAAGCUCAAGGCUAAAGUCUUGGUCAAUGCGAGUGGUGUGUGGGCCGACUUGAUCGACCGCGACAUCUGCAAUGAGACAAAAUUUACGGUUAGGCCACGAAGGGGCCAGUAUCAGAUAUUUAGCUCAAACUACCAGACAACCAUCACCCAUCCGAUUCAACCCAUUCCGACGCAACGCACCAAAGGAGUUUUUGUCUUUUCUUCACUCUACGACCAAGUAAUCGUAGGUCCAACCGCUCUAGAUCAGGAUUCACGCACGGAUCGGUCGAUUGACCGAGAAGUCGCCAACGAACUUGCCAAAAAUGGUAAGCGUAUUCUGCGUGAGCUCGACUUGUCCAACGAUCAAAUCGGAGAGUACGCAGGAAUUCGUCCGGGAACCGAUCGUCGUGAUUACCAGAUAAGCUUUGACUAUUCAAGACGCUGGAUAAGUGCGGCCGGCAUCCGCUCCACAGGCCUGACAGCUAGCCUUGGAAUCGGUCAUCACGUCGCACGUCUUCUGCAAUCAGUACUUCCAGAACCGACGGUGUUGUCCGAGAGCAUGGAGACCACUCCUCUUCCACCAGUCCCGUUAUUGGUAGAAGAAUUUCACAAUCGAUCCGAUGGUAGCGUUCAUAUAGGUGGGCACGACUACAAAGUAACUCAUCCUAUAACAAGGUUCGGGUGGGAGGCUAGAACUGGAUUAGCAAGCACCUGA